UCUCUCUCUCUCUCUCUCUCUCCGGGUCCAUGUUGAGUUGAUGUGUUGUGCUGGGUCAUUUCAGGCCACGUCUGUCCGAUCAGAGGAACAAACCCUGACGUUACGUCCAUAUCUACUGACAGACACUCGCGCAGGACACGCAGAAGCACGCGCACAGAAGGCGUCGCGUCGCAGCGCGUCGAGGAUAGAAAGAGUAGAAAAGAGGUAGAAGUCAGAACUGAUCGGUCAGGUGUUGAUGGAAGUUCGGAUGUUUUCAGCUGAUUCUUAAAGAUGGCAACAGAAUCUGCUGAUCUUGUAGCAGCGGGCAGAUCAUUACACAAACGUGGAACAGAUCCAGAGAAGAUUUUCAUGUCUGGAGGGAUUUCCUCACCUCAGCCCUGUCAGGACUCAACACUUCCACGCUCUUCUGAUAUCAGGGAGUCCAUGGAUGACACAAGAAUGAUGUUCAAGGCCUAAUACUGUAUAUAGCAGUAUGUCAGAGCAAGCAGACACAUGCAGCCCCCGCUGGAAAGAUGAGCCCAUUCAGAAUGGGUACAUACCAAGUUACCUGGACAAGGAUGAGCUGUGUGUUGUGUGUGGAGACAAAGCGACCGGUUAUCAUUACCGCUGCAUCACCUGUGAGGGCUGUAAAGGUUUUUUCCGGCGUACAAUCCAGAAGAACUUAAACCCGACAUACGCAUGCAAGUACGAGGGCAAGUGCAUCAUCGAUAAGGUCACGCGUAACCAGUGCCAGGAAUGUCGCUUCAAGAAAUGCAUCGCUGUCGGCAUGGCAACAGACUUGGUGUUGGAUGACGGUAAGCGUCUGGCCAAACGGAAGCUGAUCGAGGAGAAUCGUGAGCGUCGGCGGCGAGAGGAGCUCCAGAAGACAGCGUGGGACCGUCCGGAGCCCUCGCAGGAGGAAUGGGAGCUGAUCCGUGUGGUCACCGAAGCCCACGUGGCCACGAACGCCCAGGGCAACCACUGGAAACAGAAACGCAAAUUCCUGGUCGAGGAAGCAAUGCUACUUAAUGAAAUAACAUGUAAUUUAUUCUGUACUUCUGACCAGAGUGCAGUGGGGGUGAAGGAGUCCAAGCCGGAGGACAUCGGUUCGGCGCCCGUCAUCAACGCGCCCGAGGGGAGCAAAGUGGACAUCGAAGCCUUCAGUCAGUUUACAAAAAUUAUCACCCCCGCCAUUACGCGUGUGGUGGACUUUGCCAAAAAGCUGCCCAUGUUCUGCGAGCUGCCUUGCGAGGAUCAGAUCAUCUUGCUGAAGGGCUGCUGUAUGGAGAUCAUGUCUCUUCGAGCAGCCGUACGCUACGAUCCCGAGAGCGAGACUCUGACGCUGAACGGAGAGAUGGCCGUCACGCGGGGUCAGCUGAAGAACGGCGGUCUGGGCGUGGUGUCGGACGCCAUCUUUGAUCUGGGAGUCUCGCUGUCGUCCUUUAACCUGAAUGAUACAGAGGUGGCGUUGCUGCAGGCCGUCAUUCUGCUGUCCUCCGAUCGUCCAGGUUUAACAAGCGUGGAGCGCAUCGAACGCUGUCAGGAGGACUUCCUUUUGGCCUUUGAACAUUACAUCAACCACCGCAAGCACAAGGUGGCACACUUCUGGCCCAAGCUGCUGAUGAAGGUGACGGACCUGCGCAUGAUCGGAGCCUGUCACGCCAGCCGCUUUCUGCACAUGAAGGUGGAAUGUCCCACAGAGCUCUUUCCGCCUCUCUUCCUGGAAGUGUUUGAGGACUGACGGCCAAUCAGACUGCUCCAACCACCGCCGACCUCCAGCGACCCCCCUCACCCCAGCCCUCCGGUUCUGGUCACAUGGUUCUGUUUUAGCACUACUGAACAUUCUUUCAUUCCAUAGCUGUAGGAUCAGCGGUCUGGUCGAGUUUGAACGGAACCAUUCCUCUUUAAAGCGGGUACAUGUGAAUAGAGUUACGCAUUUCUUUUCUGUUUUUUGUGGUUGUUUUUGUUGUAAAAACUUGUUUUCUUUUACUCGGCUCAGUUUUUUCAUUUCUCAGUUGAUUUUUUUGUGAUUGUAGUCUUUGAUGCCGCUCAACUGAGAUGAAUGAACUAUGCAUUGGUAAGCAGAAGUCAGAGCCAGCCUCAGAAAAAGAUUGAAUCGCACCUGACAGCGAGGGAGGAUCAUUUAAUUAACGUACAUGAGACAAACCGGUGCAUAGAGUAGAAACAUGGGGAGCACAGGGAGACGGGUUCUUAUAGCUCCGUUCUGACACAUUCACAGAACUCUCUUCCCGCUAGUGUUUAUAAAACAUCUGCCAGCUAAAAAAAUAAAACAAUUAGCUAUCUUAUACAAAAAUAAUUUAUAUAAAUGUGCAAACAUCAAAUAUAUCAAAGGAAGUCAUUGCUUUUAAACAAAAACUAACUUCAUAGUGGAUCCGUUUGAUAAAAGAAGCAUUCUGAACAAACACCUGAGAAAAUGGCAUUUUGUCAAACAGAAUGUCAACGGCGGACAAAGGGUUAAUAAUGUCUCAUUUUAUAGUAACUCUGAGAUGUUAUUAAUAAUAUGGGCAGUGUUGCACAUAUCUGAUCCCAGAAUGCACUGCGACAAGCUCAGUGAAACAAAACCAUUACAUCAUUAUCUUCACAACACACCAUCACGAGACCUCUCACAGCUGUGGACCAUUCAGAGUUUAACACACUUAAAACAUCGCUGCCUAUGUAGACCGAACCCUUGCACUCAGAGCUUCCAGAUAGCACAGGAACGUCUGGAAGAUGUGUAAAACAUCUGCUAAACCUCUUAGAAUGAGCGAUUUACAUACAUUCUAAAUCAUGAACAUCUUACAGAGAUCUUAUAGAGGUCUUUAUAACAUCUGACAGGACACAAGCAAACAAAGAAAAGUUUUGCAGAUGUAAAUGCAGACAUCACAUAGACGUCUCCCAGAUGUACGUGUUCUAUCAGAGCUAUAUCCUCUCAAACAAACACAGACAUGAGAAAAUUGUCAUUUCUAAUGAUGGUUUUGACCCCAGCUAAAACAAAUCAUCUGAGCGUUUACAGGACAUGCAGACCCUCAUAACACACACAGAGACACUCCCGGGAAGAACUUUAAAAAUCACAUGUUUUCAUGAUCCUUAGUCAGUCUUUAGACCCAAGGAAAGAAACAUUGUUUUUAAAUGGUUAGUUUAAAGACAUUCAGGAAUAACAUUGUGAUAACAUCUUUUUGAAUGUUGGCAAAAGGUUCUCUGUUGCUGUUGGAUUUGACACAAACACACAUGAAACUCAUUUAGUAUCUGUUUGGCUCAGAGUGCCUCUGUUAAAGUGCCAAAAAAGUUUUCUGUGAUGAGCGUUCUAAAGGAGUAUUUGUGUUGUCUGUACUAGCGAUCGCUCGACCUGCCCGACAGUGUUUAUAUCUCACAUAGAGAAGAAACUCUAUUCCGUUUUCAUUUGUAUUCUGCCUAUUGCCAUGACUUGUAGAUCUGAGGCUUCUGCUUGAACUUGUUGGUGCUAAGAGUUUGCCGAUUUAUACCUCCGUACAGUUCUGUCAGUUAACCUCACAUUGUCUGGACACACACACACAACAGUGAGGUUGUUGGUCAACACACAAAUAUCGCCGGCUCUGUCCUGUAUUUUUUAUUUUUUUGUAAUGUUUCUUUGACAGAGAUUGAAUCUCACAUACCUCUACUCAGCAUCAGGAAAAGACAGAACUGCUUGAUGUGUUUCUUUCAAAGAUCCUAUAAAUCCACAUCACACCUCAAGAAGCUUCACAGUUAUCAGUGUUUUGUUGUAGUGACGCCUUUUAUAAGCAAUAGAAUCGCUCCAGUGGUUUUACAUGUUCUGGAUUUCAUGACACAUACGCAUCCAUGUAAGACAUAUUAAACAAACUCAAAGUCAAUGCACAGACAAUCAAUGUGUUCAGAGAGAGAGAGAGUGAGAGACCGAGAGAGAGAGACUGAGAGAGACACUGAGAGACUGAGAGAGAGAGAGAGAGAGAGAGAGAGAGAAAGAUAGAAAAAGAGAGAGAGAGAGAGAGAGAGAGAGAGAGAGAGAGACCAGUGUCCAGAACUGACCCAAAUGUGAAUAAAACUUUGGCCAGUAACUUGAUUAUCAAUGUCAUCAUUUCUUUAAGGCUCUUCCAAAGUUCAUAAUUGCAAAUACAUAUUAAGAAAAUAGAUCUUCACAAUCCUUUAUCAAAAAAAUCAUGUUUUCUUGUUUUUGUGACCUCAUCUGGACAUGAUGCGGUGAACGAGGAACCGGUUUUAUAACAGAAUUCAGUGUUACGGCUGACGGAUUUGUUUUGGCGCCUGCUGAGGGUCUCUCUCUAAGAACACAGGACAAUAAACACAAACACAGCACUACAGAAGCAACAUAUUUAUGGUGUAAAGGAAAGAGGUUGUAUUUUUCAGAUCUUUUUUUUAAGAUGUUAUAUGCACAGUGUGAACAUUUUACAUACACAACAAGGAAACAAAAGAGAGACCGUCUAAACAAAUCACAGCAACUGUGUGAUCCCUCUCCAGUUUCAUCAUUCAAAUGAACUGUUCAAACAUGUAAAUGACAAUAAUAUACCAUCUGACAUUUAUUCAUACUGAUAGUUGAAAACAUCCAGCACCUGAAUUAUGAUGAAAAAGAAAAGCAAACCUUAGUAAUAAACCACAGAGACGUCAUCAGCCCUGAAAACACAAUCACGUGUCAGUUCUCUGUGUCUUUCUUUGUGUCUUAUUGUUAGUUAAGAUGACUUUAACCAGAUCACGUCCACAAUAUAUUUUGGCAUGAGUGAGGGAAUAUAGAUUGAAUGUAAAUCCUGAUGUUACUGGCAAAUGUGUUUUUCUUUUUUUAUCAAAAUGAACAUAUUGCACAAGUCUGCUGUGUGACAGAGAAGCCUUGAGCUGAGCUCAUGAUGUGGUUUGGGUUUCCCGGAUGAGACAUUGCACUAGAAAUAGAUUCCCAGAUUUGUCAAAAGAUUUGUUUGCACCUCAGAUGAAAUGAGAAUAAAGAUGGUUUUGAGAAACUC
This is a messenger RNA of Triplophysa dalaica, 4943 nucleotides long. It is a transcript of the gene thrb, whose product is annotated as thyroid hormone receptor beta. Bases 473 to 1720 code for a protein of 415 amino acids. NCBI's taxonomy places the organism in Eukaryota, Metazoa, Chordata, Actinopteri, Cypriniformes, Nemacheilidae. Gene Ontology annotation, molecular function: zinc ion binding; nuclear receptor activity; RNA polymerase II cis-regulatory region sequence-specific DNA binding. Gene Ontology annotation, biological process: negative regulation of transcription by RNA polymerase II; positive regulation of transcription by RNA polymerase II; cell differentiation. The transcript is spliced from 12 exons. The record is from RefSeq and is a predicted model, not a curated record.